CACCACCUGCCUCGGCUUCCCCCCGUCGUUGGCGCUCCAAGCUCCGUCUCAUCUUUCAUCAGCAUCCACGACGGCUCCAUCCUCCAAGCUCGGCCGCUUACCUCUCCCCCCAGCCCCAGCAUUCGCCCACCAUGUCGCGCGUGAUGCAGAUGCCGCCGCCCCCUCCGCUGCUUCUCACGAAGCGCGUCACGUCGUUCCUGCGCGCUAAUCUCUCGCCGCUCAUCCACUCGGCCAUGCUGACCACCCCGGCCGGAAGUCUGCUCGCCCAUGCCAGUAACCUGCCCGCGAGCGCCCUCCGACGCCAGGCCGCCGUCGCCGCCUCCCUCUGGGCCCUCCAGGGUCCCUCCAACGCAGGACCGGGCUCGACCGAUCCCGCGACGACCGCCUCAAUCCCUCCCGGCAGCACCGUCCGAGCCCGGAAGGGCGGCAGGCACUCGGCGCCCUCCGUCACCGUCCAGCUCGACAACGGCGCCGUCUUCGUCAUCCGCCGCCUGCGCUGCGGGAUGCUCUUCAUCUGCAUGGGUGGCGUCGAGGGUGCUGCUCCGUCAGGGAAGCUCAGCCCCACCCAUCCCGCUCCCGCUCCACACCUCAACCUCCUGAGCCGCAGCCCCGCGUCCGUCGCCCCCUCCGCGGCGACCGAAGGGCACCAUCAUCCGCAGAGCCAACCACCGGACACGACGACUACCGCCGCCGCCGCCGCCGACCCGUCCCUCACACCGCGCCCUUCAACCCCUCCACCACAACCACAGCCACCACCACCACCACCACAACAACAACAACAACAACAACAACCAUCAGCAGCAACGACAUCAACAGCAACACCAGCAGCGGCGACGACAACAACAGGACCACAACCACCGACAUUAACCACCCCAUCCAGCAGCCACCCGCCAGCAACCGGCCCCGCGUCGGGGGGCGGCGCAAGCCAGAGCAGCACAACGCCGACGGCGACGCCGCACCCGGGCUCGCCCUCGCAGGCGUCCGUGCUGUCGGCGCACACGACGGGGGCCGCCUCGACGACGAGCACGAGCACGAGCACCGCGACCGUCUCCGCCGCCGGCGGCGGCAGCGGCAGCAGCAAUAGCAUCGGAGGCGGUAGCAGCAGCAGCAGCGUCUCCCUGAUGCGGCGGCACGUCGAGGAGCUCGCGCGGUGGCUGGACGAGCGGCUGGGCGGGCUGUGCGUGUCCGAGGAAGGGAUCGGUGCUGCCGGGAUCGGGGUCGGGAUCGGCACGGGGACGGGGUAUCAUAACGGUCCUGGUCAUCACCAACCUCACCCCAAUCAGCAGCAUCUGCAUCCGAAUCAUAAUAACCAUCUCGCGGGUGCCGGGAUCGGUCUGGGUUAAGAAGGAGGUGGGGGCGGGGGAGAACUCUCAUUUAAACCGAAGAUUGGUGGUGUGAAUGGAUAGGGUCUAGAGCGUUGGAUGUAGUAGACUAGACUCACCUUGGCUUUACUCUCACGAGCGUCGAAAAGAAAGCGAUUUGUAUCUUGUCUCCACCCACUGUCAUGGCUGGCCUCACGUUCCGUGUUCCU
Thermothelomyces thermophilus ATCC 42464 is the source of this 1531-nucleotide messenger RNA. RefSeq lists its product as uncharacterized. The record is from RefSeq and is a predicted model, not a curated record. The coding region runs from base 132 to 1343 and encodes 403 amino acids. Lineage: Eukaryota; Fungi; Ascomycota; Sordariomycetes; Sordariales; Chaetomiaceae. The transcript has a single exon.